Molecule: messenger RNA, 2418 nt
Organism: Didymodactylos carnosus
Lineage: Eukaryota; Metazoa; Rotifera; Eurotatoria; Philodinida; Philodinidae
Source: the annotation of a GenBank genome assembly
AUGGUCAACGCGUCAGUUUCACAUGCCUGUGAAAUUACCCUCGAUUAUCUCAGUGGUUCUUCAUUGAAAGAUGCAUUUUUACAACAGCCACGUGAUUUAGAAGUCAAAUCGGGAACAACGGUAUUAAUUCCAUGUAAAACAACAAAUCCAAAAGUUGAAGUAACAUGGUGUAAAAAUGAUUUUUGUACAUUGGGAAAAACAAGAGAUUUACCAUCAUAUCCAAGAUAUGAAAUUACGGGUGAUAGAUUUAAAGGUGAACAUCAUUUUCAAAUUAUAAAUGCAUCAUUACAAGAUAUUGGUACAUAUCAAUGUCAAAUUCGUCCAGGUGCUAAAAAUUCGGGUGCCGUUUCACGAAAAUCAAAACUUAUUGUUUUACGUAAGUUAUCUAAUUACUAUGUUGUUAUUCUAGACAAACCACCAGAAAGAGUAUCAAUCGAUAGUCCACUAAUAUUAGUUGAAAAUAAACAAUCGUAUAUCGUUUGUCGAAGUAUAAAAUCAUCUCCCGAAGCCAAACUUACUUGGAAUUUACCGUUACAUAUUAAAUAUAUUGCUAAAAAUGAUUAUGCACAAAUAAUGAAUGAAUAUUUAAGAAAUAGUGUCUCUAAUUUAACGGUAAUUGCUGAACGUAAUUGGAAUGGUCAAGAAAUUGAAUGUAUUGCACAAACAACAGCACUUAAUCAAAAUAUUAUCGUUAAAGAACAAAUUAUUGUCAAUUUUAUUCCAGAUGUUCGUCUUGCUAUUAAACAACAGACUCCUAUUAUUGAAAAUACUUUUAUUAAACUUCUAUGCGAAGUAAAUGCAAGACCGUCCGUUUAUCAAUUUAGGUACAUACGAUGGUACAAUGGAUCAGUAAUGAUACAAAAUCAACAUGGAUCUGAAAUGGAAUUAUUCAUUUUGAGAUCAAUGAACAACAAUGAAAUUACGUGUGAAGCACUCAAUACGGUUGGCAAGAAAAAUUCAACACUACGAUUAGAUGUUGUCUAUAAACCAUCAUUUUACGAGAAGUCUAAUGGUCAAUCUCGUGUAAUUAAUGAAUCAUCUGUAACAUAUCAUAUUGUUGACUUAGAAAAAAUGACAACACUAGAAUGUUUAGUUGAUUCAAAUCCACGAUCAAAAAUAAGUUGGAAAUUUAAUGAUCAAAUACUAUCUGGUCAAUCUCAAUCAUUAUUAUAUUUAAAAAAUUUAAAAGAAGAUCAAUUAGGAAGUUAUCAAUGUAUCGCUUAUCAUUCCAGAUUUGGACAAGUUAAAAGAACAAUAAAACUCGUUCAAAAACGGCCUCCAUUAAUUCGUUCUGAACCGUCUCGCUUAGCUCAUGUCGGUCACGAAACUACACUGGUGUGCAUAAUUCAAGCGUAUCCAAGAAUUCAUCAACUUUAUUGGCAUCGUGAUGGUAAAUACUUGGUCGAAGGAACUUCGAGUAGCGGUAACAAGUAUUCCAUUGACGAUAAUCGUUCCACCGAUCAAGAAUCAAUAAUUUAUUCAUUGAAUAUAAAACAUGUGACACUAAAUGAUGUAGGAAAAUAUAACUGUACGGCUAUAAACGAUUAUGGAACAACGACCAUACAAUAUGCACUUGAAGUAUCUGAUACACAAACAGAACGUUUUUUACUAUUUGGUUCAAUAUUUGCUGGAUUAAUUCUGAUAAUUUUACUCGUAAUAUUGGCAUUUGUUUGUAAAAGACAACGAACGAAUUCAUCAAUAAAUGAUUCUCCCAAAGUUCAUGAUGAUACCUCAGAUAAAACCGUCACCGAAUGGUUAAGUUCAAAAUACACCUAUGAUGAUUUAAGAAAUUCAAACGAAAAAGUAAGGACAAGAUAAAAUUCUAAUCUUUGACUGGUUUUUUACUGAAACGUUUAAUGAUAAAUAUAUGCUAAGUGUAAAAAUUGUUCAUUAUUUUGAUUAUCAUAUGAGUUCAAAGAACAGACGUAAUAACGAUCACUUUCUCACUAUACAUUGUGAAAAAGUUUGAAUAGAUUAAAUCACUUUGCCUUUUAAAUUUAAGCUACCAUUUACUGCUGCCACAUGCAGUCGAAUAGUAAGAGAAAAAUAUGACUUCCACUAACAUUAUACUAUUUGCUUAACUAACCGUGCGAUGAAGAUGGAAGAAGCAAGAAGAAGAAGGACGCAUAUCUCGGCUAGCGUUAUCGGUAUAGAGUGCUGACCAACCGCCGAGUGACCUCAUCUUUUCACUAAUCUUCCACCACAGCUCUGAACAGAAGACUAAGCUGUCACCGGUUCUUUCGUCCAAUUGCUGGAACUCUCUCUACACACUUACUAACCACGUACUCGCUCUGGCCAGCCAUCUCUGCUACCGGAGUGAAAUUCCGUAACGAGUUUUUUGCAUUUUGUUUUUCUUAUAAUGUUUGAGUAACGAGACGCCUAGAGAUCUAGAAUAUCACAGAUUAAAGAGAAAAGUGU